Amphibalanus amphitrite is the source of this 3491-nucleotide messenger RNA. RefSeq names its product transient receptor potential channel pyrexia-like. The coding region runs from base 476 to 2809 and encodes 777 amino acids. Gene Ontology annotation, biological process: monoatomic ion transport; transmembrane transport. The transcript has 2 exons. Gene Ontology annotation, molecular function: protein binding; monoatomic ion channel activity. The record is from RefSeq and is a predicted model, not a curated record. NCBI's taxonomy places the organism in Eukaryota, Metazoa, Arthropoda, Thecostraca, Balanomorpha, Balanidae. Gene Ontology annotation, cellular component: membrane.
AGUGGGCCUCCGCGGUGCGACGAGACCGCACCGGAUCAGUAAGCACCAGUGCCCGAUCAGCGGCGGCCUGACGGUGUAGUGCAGCUCUAGCUCGCGACGAGAGCUGCCUGACAAUGCAGUGCAGCUCGAGCUCGCGGCGAAAAGUGUGCUCAGAUACCAGACUAACCGGUGGACGGUGCAGAGUGGCUAGGCGAAGUGGUGAACGGGACAUCCGCCGCCGCUGGGUGGUGUAGUGUGGUUUGAUUGCGUAUCAAACAGUGCAAGCAUCCGUCGCCAGUUAUAGACGGUGCAGUAUGGCUCAAUACUGCGCUGAACAGUGAACAGUGAACAGUGACAGGCAUCUGCUGCCGGUGGACAGUGCGAUAUGGUUAAAUCAAUAGACAGUAUGCAGAGUGGCUGAAUUUGUUGACUGGCGAGACUGGCCCAUGUGGAGUGUGUUUACCAUCAACCAGCAAUCGGUAAAAAAGAGGCUCAGAUGUCGACUACGGAGCAGAAAGAAGAGGAGCCACCCAACUCUACCAUCGGGUCAAACUGGGUGAUGGCCCGCUCUCUGCGUCACCAGCCGUCCGGCUGGCUGGAGAUGUCGCGGCGCAAGCACAACAUGUCUCACCGCUACUCGCCGCUAAACCCGCCGCAGCCCACGGAGGCCGACCAGCAGCUCUUCGAGGCCAUCGACCGGCGCAGUCUGGAGGCCGUCACCGCCUGUCUGGACCGCGGCGCCAACGUCAACGCCGUCAACGGCUUCUUCGGCGAGUCGGCGCUGCACCAGGCGGCGCGCAUCCGCUGGCGGCACGGCGUCGAGCUGCUGCUCUCGCGCGGAGCCGACGCCAGCAUUGAGAACAAGUUCUUCCAGACGCCGCUGCACUUCACGGCCGUGGCCGGCUGCGCCGAGUGCAUGGGCGUGCUGCUGGCGCGGCAGAAGGCGGCUGUGUUCGUGCAGGACAUGCGCGGAUACUCGCCGUUGCACGACGCCGCCCUGGGCAGCGAGGUGCGGUGCGUUCGGCUGCUGCUGGAGGCCGGCGCAGAGGUGAACCUACCCGACAACCAGGGCGAGACGCCACUGCACAAGUGCGCAAAGGCCGGCUCCAUACCCAACGUAGUGGCCCUCCUCAACGGGGGCGCAGACCUGAAGGCCAAGAACUCGGAAGGCGAGACGGCGCUGGCCAUGAUGUUGCGCAACAUCCCCAACGCUCUGGAUCAGAUUCUUGAUCAUUGUCUGGUGCCGAACAAACUGCCCAAGAACAACAAGAACUUCGAGAUCACCAUCAACUUCAAGCCGCUGAUUCGUGCAGACGCCCUGUGCCACACGGAUCUUCUGAGAAACUUCAUCAAGAUCGGAGAGUCGGAGGUGCUCAUUCAUCCUGUGUGUCAAUCGUUCCUCGCGCUCAAGUGGCAUCGCGUCGUCAAGCUCUUCUUGCUGAAGCUGCUCUUCUACCUGGUGUUUGUGAUCGUGAGCACGUUCUUCAUUUUGAACAAGUUUGUGUGGGAUAGGACCAACCGUGUGAUAUACCCUGCAGUGAACGCGAGCGCGACGAACACGUCCGGUGAGUCGGGUGAGCUCGGUGAUGGUGAGAGUGUGACCGCGUUCGCCACCAGGAUAAUGGAGUGGGAACUCGGCUUUUACUGGACGUCAGUGAGCAUGGUGGUCAUCCUGGUGAUACACGAGCUUCUCAACAUCAUCUCGUCGGCGUCCAACUAUUUCACCAACGGUGUGUCGUGCCUCAACUGGAUCCUAUUCUGCAUGUUCUUCGCGGUGAGUGCUGACAGUGAUGGCGCGUGGCAGACGCACCUAGCCGCCUUCUACGUGCUCUUCCUUUGGUCCAAAACGAUGCACAUGAUCGGACAGUUCCCCAGCUGCGGUAUCUACGUCAGCAUGUUCAUCCGAGUUGCCAAGGUGUUCUGCAGGAUCUUCUUCGUGUACUUCAGCCUGCUGGUAGCCUUCUCCAUCAGUUUCCACCUUGCCUUCCGCAAGGCCGGUGCCUUCAAGGACCCGUUCAACUCGUUUAUGAAAACGCUAACACUGAUGAUAGGCGAGGUGGACUACGAGGGUUUGUUCCUAGACCCAGCGGCAAUUCCUCUCAGGGGUACCAGCCAUGUCAUCUUCUUCUUCUUCCUCGUGCUGGUGUCGAUCAUCCUCUCCAACCUCCUGGUGGCCCUGGCUGUCAACGACGUCCAGGGGCUGCGGGCUGGCGCGCACCUGGAGCGCCUGAAGAAACAGUCUCAGCUCAUCUACAACACAGAGCUGAUGACGGCCUUCAUGAAGUCCCUCUUCCAUUGCGGGUGGCUGCACUCCAUGACGCGUCCGAUCCUUGACUCGAUUCACCUGGACGUGCUCUCCAAGCGCGUCUUCCUGAUGCCCAACCACCCACAGAAGUCACACGAGCUGCAGAUCCUCGACUACAAGACCAAGGCGAUCCGCGAGCACAAGAUCAACAAAGAGAUGUUGGAGCGUAUAUGGCGCGCCCUGCACGCGCAGGAGGGCCACGAGGGUGGCUCAUCAUCGGGUGGUGCGACGGCGAAUGGACGCAGUCAGCAGCAGCCGCCGGUGGCGGCCGGACAAAACAGACGCCACACUUCGCUGCGUGUCCCCAGCGAGCCUGAAGGCGGUCUGCGCAUGCACAGAGGUCGCGAGGUGGCCUCAGCUCGCGCCGUCUCCUUCGAGGACAUCAAGGACCUGCUGAGUAAUAUGGAGGCGCGUCUGACGGCGCAGCUGCAGCGUCAGCUGGACGAGCUGCGGGCUGAGGUAACCGCCCGGACACGGACAGAGUCGUCUAAUGAGCGAGACACUUCAGAGACUGCUAGCAGUUGAGGCGCGAAACGGGACGGGAUGGGGUGCUCCAAGAGCGACGCUGUGCUUGUGAGAAUGUGUGCUGCCGUGGGCUCUGUAUGGCAGUUGUAGGGGGAAGUGGGCUGUUCUGGGUCGCCGGACUGUCAUUAAGGUGCCCUGUCGCAGUGGGGACGUUAGCCGCAACAUGUCCUGAUGGCUACACUAUAGUGCCUGAAAGGUGAACGGUUGUGACCGGCGGCAGAGAACAGGCGGGGCAUUAGGAGCGCCGACGGGUGAGGUCGGUCCGGUGCUGGUUCAGUCUGUCUGCGAUCUCUGUGAUGCGGUGAAGAGCGAUACUGGAUGGUGUCGGAGCUCGCUGUGUCAGUGCCUUCCAGAGCGUCCAUUGUGAGUUGUGAGAACUGAGAAGUCUAUUGGCGUUGUUUUAUAUUUGAAACUUCCGAAAACAGAUGUGCUUGUGACUCGUGCUUUAAUGGUGCUUCGUUCCAAUCUACUACACUUCCAUGUGGCUUCUAUUUAAUGCCAUUGAAAAUAGAAAUAGAAACGUGUGUCCUUCUGAAGCCGAUUAAAGAGAUAUAUGCUAGUCUUUUACAGAGCGUAUUUAUUGGAAGGUGUGUAUAUUUUUCAAGUGUCGCGUUUUACGUCGUUGACUUUUGCUUGUAUUGGUGAAUGCUACAAGACAAAUACACGAACAUUGUUAAUGUCA